GAGUGCAACGCGCCAAGAGACUCUUUAUUUGCAUGUGCAGUAGCUGGUCCAUGCACAGGGAGGUUAUCUCUUGACACUGAGAAAGGGCGUGGAAAAGUAAAUUUAUUAACGACACAGCUCAGUCAGUUCAGCUUCUUUCUUUCUUUCUUUCUUUCUUUCUUUCUUUCUUUCUUUCUUUCUUUCUUUCUUUCUUUCUUUCUUUCCUUUUCUCUUUCUGUCUUUUGCUGCUCUCGGUACCGCAGUGAUGCGUCCUGCUUGCGCGCCUUGGACUGCGCUUGUAUUGUGAUGGAACUCCGGAGGUGUGUGUGUGUCACCGGGGAGCAAGAGGACAUCUGCAAGUCUAGGCCCGACGGUGACAUCGGGCCAGGAGUGCCUCAUGUGUUGGGCUCCCUCCUCUGUGUUCUUGGUCCCCGCUUUCCCUCAUCCUCCCAGCUUCAGUGGGAUGUCCCAGGUGGCUUUCCUCUUGGCCUUGCUCAUGCUCUGCAACUGCUCAAAGGUGUCUUCGACCACAUCCCCGAAGCGUGUGAAGGAGCAGUGGAGCAACUACAAGAAUCAGUGUUUAGACUUUUUGAGCUCUCUACCCCCCACAACAGCAGGGGCGGUAUGUAACAGGACAUUUGACCAGUAUGCCUGCUGGCCUGAUGGACUCCCUGGAACCACAGUGAAUGUAUCUUGCCCUUGGUUCUUACCUUGGCAUUAUAAAGUCCAGCAGGGUUUGGUCUACAGAUCCUGUGGCAAAGAUGGUAGAUGGGCCCAGAAAAAUACCAGUGAAUGUGAGGAUGACCCUGGCCAGCAGCUGUAUGGCCACAUCCUCAGUCAGUUUCGAAUUAUGUAUACGGUGGGAUACUCGCUGUCUCUCGGAGCUCUGCUACUGGCCUUGGGAAUCCUCAUCAGCUUCAGGAAGCUACACUGCAUGCGGAACAACAUCCACAUGAACUUGUUUGGCUCCUUCAUCCUGAGAGCUGUGUCCAUUCUGGUUAAAGAUGCCCUGCUGACCCUUACACUGGACCCCAGGAGCAGUGGUGAAACAAAGGUUCAAACUUGGAUCAACAUACCGGCUGUGAUGUGGUGUCGGGGCGCUAUGGUGACGAUGCAUUACACUGUGAUGGCCAACAACUAUUGGCUGCUGGUGGAGGGCAUCUACCUGCACAGUCUGCUCGUCAUCACUGUGUUCAGUGAGAAGAAGUACUUUUACAUUUACAUGGCCAUCGGUUGGGGCGCCCCACUUGUGUUUGUUUCACCCUGGAUCACAAUGAAGUACCUCUAUGAGAAUGAAGAGUGCUGGGAGAGAAAUAUUAACAUGGGAUACUGGUGGAUCAUCCGCUCCCCAAUAUUGGUUGCUUAUCUGAUUAAUUUUUUCAUAUUUAUACGAAUCAUCAAAAUCUUGAUGUCUAAACUCAGAGCUCAUCAGAUGAGAUACACAGACUACAAGAUCAGAUUAGCAAAAUCCACUCUGACUCUUAUCCCUCUGCUGGGGAUUCACGCCAUUCUCUUCACCUUUGUCAUCGACGAGUCCGUCCCAAAAGGUUCCAUUUUACGGCUGAUGCGGCUCUUCUGUGACCUCCUGUUCAACUCCUUCCAGGGGCUGCUCGUUGCCAUCUUGUACUGCUUUGUCAACAAAGAGGUGCAGUCAGAAAUGCUGAAAAAGUGGAAGCGGUGGAAGCUGGGUAAGGACAUUGACGAAGAGUACCGACACACCCAUAGCCAGACGCCACACAUUAAAAGCGGUAGCAUCGCAACAGGAAACCUGCCUGAUCUCCUUGACAACAACACCAGUGACCCCAGUGGGGGCUCAAUGGGUACACUGCAACACAAAAAAGCUGACAGAGGCUCAUCCAGCUCUACCGCACCUGAUGAAAACCACCAGUUGGUCAUGUCCUACAGCGACGAGAUGGGGAAAGUCAACAAAAAUGCCUUUCACCUCUCCUUCCUGUGCCAGCGAGACCUCGCCAGCACCACCUUGGAGGACGUGUGUCUGGAGGAGAGGGCACAGUGCCACUCUUAUCCUACGGAAGGAGCAGAAACUGAUGUCUGAGUCUUUUGCGAAUGUGCACUGUGAAGCAAGACUGUUGCUUUUAACCAAUGAGUUUAAAGUUUAAAGGAACUUUGGUUUUCGGAGCUUUGAGAUUAAAAAAAAAUAAAAAUAAAAUUUUUGAGACUUAAGACAUGCGGAUCGAACUGAUGAUGGUUGAAUCCAACUCAAGUCAUGUUUGGUAAAGUGUGACUGUGUUAGUGUCUCUGUACUUUUAAUGUUGAUGCCUCUGUUGUGUGUGUCUUCGGUGCAAUGGAUGCACAUUUGUGGUACUCUAUAACAUCACCC
This is a messenger RNA of Hippocampus comes (tiger tail seahorse), 2320 nucleotides long. It is a transcript of the gene gcgrb, whose product is annotated as glucagon receptor b. Gene Ontology annotation, cellular component: plasma membrane. Lineage: Eukaryota; Metazoa; Chordata; Actinopteri; Syngnathiformes; Syngnathidae. The record is from RefSeq and is a predicted model, not a curated record. Bases 377 to 2035 code for a protein of 552 amino acids. The transcript is spliced from 14 exons. Gene Ontology annotation, molecular function: glucagon receptor activity; peptide hormone binding; gastric inhibitory peptide receptor activity. Gene Ontology annotation, biological process: adenylate cyclase-activating G protein-coupled receptor signaling pathway; cell surface receptor signaling pathway.